Messenger RNA from Arabidopsis thaliana (thale cress), 1870 nucleotides. Its product is annotated as Auxin efflux carrier family protein. NCBI's taxonomy places the organism in Eukaryota, Viridiplantae, Streptophyta, Magnoliopsida, Brassicales, Brassicaceae. The record is from RefSeq and is marked reviewed. The transcript has 7 exons. Gene Ontology annotation, cellular component: endoplasmic reticulum membrane; membrane. Bases 104 to 1204 code for a protein of 366 amino acids. Gene Ontology annotation, biological process: endoplasmic reticulum to cytosol auxin transport; transmembrane transport; auxin export across the plasma membrane.
CAAAUAUCAAACCUUUCAUCUCUAUAUCUUUAACCUUGACUGCUUCUCUUCUUCUACAAGAAACCAGAAAAAAAGAAAAGAAAAGAAAAAGAAGAGAUUAGGGAUGGGUUUCUUAGAGUUGUUGGAGGUGGCUUCAAUGCCAAUCGUUCAAGUUCUUCUUAUCAGCGUCCUUGGCGCUUUCUUGGCAACCGAUUACUGCUCUCUUCUCUCUGCUGACACCCGAAGAUCCGUGAACAAGCUCGUCUUCGUGGUAUUCACCCCCUGCAUCAUGUUUGCCAACCUUGCCGAGACUGUCACAUUGCAGGACAUUAUUUCAUGGUGGUUUAUGCCCAUAAAUGUUGGAAUCACCUUUCUAGUAGGAGGCAUUCUUGGAUGGUUGGUGGUCAAGCUACUGAACCCCAAACCUCAACUUCAUGGCCUCAUAAUUGCUACUUGUGCCUCAGGCAAUAUGGGGAACCUUAUGCUUAUACUGGUCCCUGCCAUCUGUGACGAGGAAGGCAGUCCUUUUGGGAAUCGUAGUGUCUGCAGAUCCAUUGGGCUCUCCUACGCAUCUUUCUCUAUGGCCCUCGGGGGUUUCUACAUAUGGACGUACAGUUACCAACUGGUAAGAAGCUCUGCUACACAGUUUAGAGCUCUUGAAGCCGCCGGGUUGGUCAAGUCUCCCAACAAGGACAUCGACUCUGAUCCCCACGCUCUUCUCCUCAAGCCGCACCAAAACCAAGACCUUGAAAUCCAAGGCAAACAAAAAGUGUCUACCAGGACAUACAUCAAGGACUUGCUCCAUCAGAUUCUUGAGGAACUCUUCGCACCACCCACCAUUGGUGCCAUUCUUGGCUUCGUCUUCGGAGCAACCAAUUGGCUAAGGAAUCUUAUAAUUGGGGAGAAUGCCCCGUUGCGAGUGAUCCAAGACUCAGUAAAGCUACUUGGGGAGGGCACAAUUCCUUGCAUCACACUCAUACUGGGGGGAAACCUGAUUCAGGGUCUGCGUUCAUCAGCUGUGAAGAAAUCAGUGAUUGUGGGAGUGAUAAUUGUGCGCUAUAUCCUCCUUCCCGUGGUGGGAGUCGGGGUGGUCCAAUUAGCAGGAAAUCUAGGCUAUCUUCCUCCAGACCCUCUCUUUCGAUACGUUCUCAUGCUUCAGUUCGCACUACCGCCUGCCAUGAAUAUUAGUAAUUACUCAAGCCAUCCCCCUUCACUUCAUUGUUAGCUAGAUACGGAUGAUUAAUCAUACACUAUAUAUAUAUGGAUUGCAGGCACAAUGGCACAACUGUUCGACGUGGCUCAAGAUGAGUGCUCGGUCAUCUUCUUGUGGACCUACCUGGUUGCAUCUUUAGCCCUCACCGUCUGGUCAACCAUCUUCCUCUCCAUCCUCUCCUGAGUCUGAUUUGAAAAGAAAAUGGAGUUUGUUUGGUCUCUUGUAUGGAUUUUUUUGAUUUGUUAAUACUCUCAUAGUAUUUUUGUUCAUUCACAUGUUGCCAAAUAAAACAGAGAAAGACAAAAGUAUGUAUGUUUCACAGUGUUGUGGGCUUUUACUCAGAAAAAAGGAAGUGAGGUAUGGGCUCAUAGAGAAAGAGAGAGCCCAAAAUUGGAGAGGCGUGUUCAAGUUGGCCACAGAAGAAGGGGAGACGUGCGAUGCAUCCUCCACGUUGCUUUGCUUCGAUUGGUUAAAACCUCUUCAAUCAUUUCUGAAACUUCUACAUUUCUUCACACCUGUCCUCUCCUCCUUACCUGUCCGUUUUUUGUUUAUUGUUCUGCUUUUUGAUAUACUGUAUCAAAGAUCGAUUAAUUAAUUUCCGAAUUCAACAGCUCAUUCAUUAGUUGAUUAGAAAAUUUAGUUUGGUUAAGCACAUAAGUAACACGAGUCAAAUGUCAG